Physcomitrium patens is the source of this 2173-nucleotide messenger RNA. Lineage: Eukaryota; Viridiplantae; Streptophyta; Bryopsida; Funariales; Funariaceae. The record is from RefSeq and is a predicted model, not a curated record.
UUGAAUGGGUUUUUUUUGCAGGAUGCGUGAGUAGGAUUGCCUUGCAAUUGUGAUAGAGGCGAUUGAGGUCUCAUCGGUGGUGUUUUCGGAGUGGUCAUGUGGCGGGAAAAUUAGUAUGGUGCACAUUUUAGGGGAUACUUGUUGGCAUGUUUUUUUGUUUGGACUUCGUGCACACAAGUUGUAGUUUGCGUUAGAGCAAGCGUUGGUUUUGUCGCCAGAACGUGCGGGUUUUUGGUUUAUACUUGGCACCAGUGUUGUAGUUAAAUGUGUAGCACAAGUGUUUAUCUUCUUUUUGUCUUUUUUUUUCUUUUUUCUUCCUUCAGGUGAUCACAUUGGCUGCAUGUGAAUACAAUUUCCAUAAUGUGACGCGGACACGAGACAUUUUGGAUGAGCCAGCAGUGUUUCUGUCACUUGAUCGAGCGAGAUGUUCUUUGUUUGAAGCAACAUGUCUUCCAACUGUUCAUGUUCGUGUAGUUCGUCGAAUGAAGAUGUUUCUGGCGAAACAGCAACAGAGCGACCAAUGCUCUUGCAGGGUAUUGGGUCCAUUGCUGUGUCACUGACGUUUUAUAUACUCCGUAAGAGCCGGCGCCUGCCAGGUCUUGUUGGACCUGCGAUAGGUGCGGUUGAGGACAUUGUUAGCCCGUGCAUUCAGCCUCUAGCUACCAGAGUGGGAACUGAAAGCCUGUAUUUUCUGUCUCUUGCCGACGAGAAGCUGUAUGAGCUGGGGCAGAUUACUACGAAGAAAAUUCCAUUUUUAUCAGGCUUAAUCAGGAAAGUCAAGGGUGUUCAUAGUUUGAUCGGUCAGGCUGGAACUGUUGCUUCAUCUGCAUAUGAGCAGGUUUCUGAGCGUGGUGUGAUCGGUGCUGCCGCGGAUACUUGGAUGAAGUAUGAAGUGACAGUGAAAUCUAAAACGGCAGACUCGCUUAAGUAUGUAAACAGGGUGCCUCUUCUGAACGUAUUUGUACCAGUUAUUUAUACGGUCGGUACCUCUAUUGCAUCAGCCAUUUCCAGCUGGCUCAGUAAGCAUAGCGAAUUUCAAGAUGUGCAUCUUGUUUUUCACGAGGUCCACCUACUGGAUGAUGAGAAGGAUUUGAAAACUGAUCCAGAAGUGAAGCAUCUGUAUGUGGUGGAUAGUAGAGCUGAGGUUAGUUCUAACAUGGAUACGCACAAUAGCAGUUCUGAAAUCGGCAUCUCCACUUCUUCGACUCCCGAGACCUCUGAAAGGAGUACCCAUCCUGAGGUGGUUAGAAAAGCAGAUUUAUUUGAAGAAGUUGAUGAAGGGAAGCCCUCGUCUGGUGGAAGCGAUGGCAAGGGGAAAUUAAAUGUUGCUCCUGUAAUUCCUGCGAGCUCCCCUGGCGAGGAUUCCGAUGACGAGCUAACCGUGUUGUUUGACGCGGGUUGGAGCUUGGGAAGUAUUAGUCCCCCAAGAAAGGUUUUGGUGGAGUCCGAGGACAGUAAAAAAUGGUGGUGGUUGUGAGCAAGAGUUGUUGACGUAGACAUGAAGUGACACAUCCGUGGUAUCAUUCUCUACUGAUUACGCAUUACACAGUGAUAGAAUAUCGGAAACCUCGCUUUCAAUGAAAGAAACCUAGAGGUAGUUUUCAGUGUACAUUAGCAACAACCAUACAAAUGUCAAAGCACUUUUCAACAUUUCAACAUCUACUUUCUAAAGGUGAAGAUGACGGGAUUUUUUCUAAACAAGAUCAAGUCAACGGGGCAUCAUGCUUUGGAAGAACUACAUCAGCACAUUUCCCAACAUUAGUGUGACCUGCUGUAAGAACUCUUUCACUUUUCUGCGAUCCUUACUAUCAGGUGUUUCCACAGCAUUUGCAGAUUGAAAAAUCACCGUCAUAGCUCUCAGUGCUGAACUGAGGUCUUUAAAUUGAUAGGGUUGGCAACGACGUGCCAUUUACAGCUAGACUUCAUAGAUGGAUAGGUUAAGCCAUACAAAUAAGUGUUGCACCAGCUCUUGUAAAUAAUGAUCAGGUACUUCCUACGUUACUUAUAUAGUCUCACAGUUGUUUGCAUGUUCUAUAUUUGGUACUGAAGUAUUGAUUAGAGAGCUUUUUGGGGAAGCCUAAAAGUUGUAAACUUAGCUUGAUGGGUGUUCUGAGCACUGCAAUGUUGUACCACCAUUUUCUGUUCACAACCUUACUUCACUAUGAUUUUAGCA